Dentiscutata heterogama is the source of this 1590-nucleotide messenger RNA. The record is from the annotation of a GenBank genome assembly. NCBI's taxonomy places the organism in Eukaryota, Fungi, Glomeromycota, Glomeromycetes, Diversisporales, Gigasporaceae.
AUGCCAAGUCAGGAACAUAAUCUAGUCGGAGAAAGGCAAGCUACCCACGGUGUGCCAGAUCUUGAUAACCUUGUACCUGAUUCCGUGUCUAAUCAUAAUAAAGAUGUUGAAUUUUCUGAGUCUAGAAUUACCACGGAAGAGAAAAAUGAUAAUUCAUCUCAAAAAGAUACACCAAUUAAUAAUCAAUAUAAUCAAACUCGAGAUACAAACGUACAAAACACUGAACCGAUGGACUGGACGCCGACAAAAUCAGAUGGAUCUCUUCCUUCCCCUGUACGAUCACGAUCGCGAUCUGGUUCUGAAUCACCGUCGUCCAAUAAGUCUGUUGCUGUCAAUUUAAUUCCGCUGAACGAUUCGAUUUCAUUUACUCCAAAACACCUUUUAUUUACUCCUGAUCAGGAGAUGAAGGUGGGUAGAGUGAGCGGAAGUCGUAAUCAAAAAGAAGCAAAAGCGGAUAAUGGUGUGUUCAUUUGUGAUGUCAUGUCUAGAGAGCAUGCAAUGCUUAAAGAAAAAAAUGGAAAGAUUUUAAUCAAAGAUACUAAAAGUACUCAUGGUACUUUCGUCAACAACAGUAGGCUGGGAGAUGGUACACAGGAUAGUGAAUGGCGAGAGUUAUAUCAUGGUGAUGUUAUCACCUUUGGACAUAGUGUAAGACGUAAUCAAAAUUUGUACAAGCAUUUAUCUGCUUGCGUUUAUUACCCUAGAGGAAAGAAAGAUGGGCAAAAUAUACCAAUCUCUCUCAAUGGUAAUUCAGUAAUUGGACAUACUAUAGAUUCGGCGAAAAACAAAUCUGAUAGACUUGAAGAACAAUCAUCUUCCGUUGCGAUGACGAACAUAGCACGAAUCCAAAAUCCACCUAUAGAACCUUCCGCACAACCUACAUUAUUAAACAAUAAAAAAGAAACAACAGCAGAAACUCAAUCAAAUAACAUAGCCCAAAAGGCUGAUGAUGAUCAGGUAACAUCUGCCAAUGAUGCUGAUAACGAUAAAAAAGGUUCUACCGAAUCAAAAUCGCGUGAAGUAGGACCUACUGAAUCGCCUGGUGAAGUAGAAAAACGAGAAGUUACAACUAUUGCUAAUAAAACUGAAGUCCAUCCUCUAAAAGAAGAAAUUGUGCCCUCUGACGAUUUCCAUAAAGUUAAUGAACAUAAACCAGUAACCCCAGCAAUUACUCCGGAUCCUAGUCCGGUCGAAGCACCUGUUGAUGAUCCAGUUAAUAAUCCACAAAAAACAUCUGCAGUCACCAUUUCAAUUAAAGAGAAAGUUUCCUCGCAAGCUUUAGUAGAAACAAAAUCUAAAAAUCCGUGUAUGGGUAGUAAUGAAAAUGUGUGUUAUGUAAGUAACGGAGAAGGCCCAUCUCACGCUAAUGAAACCCAAAUUACCACUUCUAUUCCGUAUCGUAAACGCAAAUUUGAAGAAGUAGAUAAUAAUUUAGAACAAGAGCAAGUGGACGUACUCAAUAGACGAUUAGCUGAAUUAGAAGAGCGAGCAAAUAAACGCAGGAGGUGGGAACUUAUUACCUCUACAGUAAUUGGGAUGGUGGCCGGUGUUGUCAGUCUUGGAGUCGGUGCCUACAUGCUAGGAAAUUAA